Messenger RNA from Solanum pennellii, 1714 nucleotides. Its product is annotated as F-box protein At4g00755-like. Bases 384 to 1520 code for a protein of 378 amino acids. NCBI's taxonomy places the organism in Eukaryota, Viridiplantae, Streptophyta, Magnoliopsida, Solanales, Solanaceae. The record is from RefSeq and is a predicted model, not a curated record. The transcript is spliced from 6 exons. Gene Ontology annotation, molecular function: protein binding.
GAAAUAUUUGUCAAUCCAUUAUGCGGCAAAUAGCUGUACUUUUUUCUAUCAUCUGCACAAAAUAGAUCUACAAUACAUUUUAAGCGGCCCAGUAACCAAAUCGAUGAAAUUAAUUAAAUUAAUGCAGACCAAAUUCUAGCAUUUUCUUCCCUGUUUGAACGAAACUGUAGAAAUAAUUUCAUCCACCAAUUAAAUUUGGAAGCUUCAGAUAAAUCUAUUGGGUCAUCGAAGGAAAUGAUUUUAUCUGUCCUCAAUAGUUUCCAUUUCUAGAUUUCUAUAUACAUUUGUUUCUGCUCUUCUUUCUAGGGUUUUCUUCUCUUUCUUCAAUUCACAAGGUUUUGGGACUUUGACAUUAUCUUGGGGAUUACGCUUUUGGUUGUGCCAUGGAGACACGUUUUGAUUUUGUGCAAUGGCUGGACACUGAUGUGUCUCUGGAUAUUAUGAUGCGUUUGAUCGAUCCAGCUGAUGUAGUCCGUGCUGGCUCUGUUUCACGCCGUUGGCGCCAAUUUGUGAUAUCCAAUGGACUCUCUAAGCAACUCUGUGUGGGAAAGUUUCAGCAGCUUUCUAGGAUUGCCUGGAUAACAGAACUAGAUUUGAGUGCAUCAGAAGCAAAAGACGCCGGGUCUAGCAAUUCCAACUGGGAGACUCUAAAAAGAGACCAUGAAGUUUAUUCUUCUCUACUUCAAGCUAUUGAAUCAUCAAAGUCAUGUCGAAACGAUUGCAUAGGCUAUGCAGUCAGUGCUUCCAGCACAGACAAUUAUCCAGAUGAAAGUAUUGUCAAUACCUUAAUCCCGAUGGACAAAUAUCUAAAUAGACCUUCCUACUGGUCAAGUACAGGACACAGUGAUCCGAAUGCCCCCGAGACACUGAUUUACAAAUUGAAAGCUGAUUUAUGUGUGAUCACGGAAGUUUUUAUGCAACCUUUCGAAGCUUAUUUCCAGCCGGGCAAGCCCAUAUAUUCUGCAAAAUCUGUUCGAUUUCGAUUAGGGCACCCCAAAUCUUCAAAGGAUGAGAGUGAUCUCCUGAAAAUGCCCCAGCAACAGCCUGCUGAUGACAAGUUCAUAUGGACAUAUACUUCUGAAGAAUUCCCUAUGACGCAGGAAAAAUGCUUUCAGCGGUUCAACCUGCCAGAACCUGUGCUUUGCGUUGGUGGAUAUAUGCAGAUUCAACUUUUGGGCAGAGUUCAGAGACAAGAAAUGGACGACUUGUUUUACAUAUGUAUAAGUCAUGUGAGAGUUGUAGGGCGACCUCUGGGCCCUGCAUUCGACGUAGAGGUGCUAGAACCGUCUCAAGAAUUUGUGUUGAAGUACAAUCGAGAUGUUUUUGGAUGCAUGUUGCAAAGCUUGACUAAUGGAAGUCAUCAAGACUCAAAUGUUCCUCCAACACUAUCAGAUGACCUUGUGGUUGAUGCUGGCAUUGUUGAGUUCUUUUUACAGAACCACCAUCCAGGUUUCGAACUCAUGGGAUGGGGGGAUGACGAAGAGGAUGAUGAUGAAAUGGAUGAAGUGGGAGUUUUGUAAAUUUAACACCGCAAUUGAUGCAUGUUCGCUCGUCUUUGACAGUCCUUAAUUAAGUAGUUUUCCAGCUGUACUUAAAAAAGUUAUAGAGCUGCUUAAACCCUCAUGGAUGAAAUUGUAUUUUUGUUGUAUGAUUUGUUGAGAUGCUUCUACUUUGCUUUUUCAAUAACAAAUCAGUAAAGAGAUCCAUUCUCCUU